Molecule: messenger RNA, 2220 nt
Organism: Nematocida ausubeli
Lineage: Eukaryota; Fungi; Microsporidia
Exons: 1
Coding region: 1-2220 (739 amino acids)
Source: RefSeq, a predicted model, not a curated record
AUGGCAUUGCUCACCAUAGGUGUAGCUAUUGGCGUGUAUAUAUAUAACAAAAAAAUCCAUUUAAAGAAAAAUAAUCUGCAGGAUAGUGGCUCUACUCAUAAACCAUUAGAAAGCCCUUCAACUGUUAAUAAAAAUAGGGGAAACCCUACAGAUGUAGCUAUUAAUAGUGCUUCUGUAGAUGAUUUAAAUAGUUCAUAUAAGGAACAUGCAGCAAACAGUUCAUAUGAGGGACAUGAUGCAAAUAAUUCAUAUGAGGAACAAAGCUCAAAUAAUGUAUAUGUGGACUGUAGUAAAAAUACUUCUGCUACAAUAAAAGAGGGUGCUAAACAAAUGAAAUCUAGUGAAAACAACUCUACGCCUAAAUCUAUAGAAGAACAAAAGCAAGAACAGAAAUCAGGGUUUUUUAGUACUAUUUUUAAACCUGUCUCAAAUUUGUUUGGUAGUGAAUCUAGUACUAAAGACAUUGCAAAAGAUGCUAGUCCAAAAACUAUUAUGAAUACAGAGAUUCCUUCAAAAGAAAAUCCUAAAACACAGCAGAUUCCUUCAGAAGAAAAUCCCGAAACACAGAAGGUGCCUUCAAAAGUAGAUGAAAAAAGUGUUAUGACUAAAGAAGAGGAACUUAAAGAUAUGUUUGGAAAGAUAUAUACGACAUAUGAUAAUGAUUAUAUACCAAAUGACUAUAUUAGUGACCAAGAAACUCAAAAAAAUAUUUUAAAGUGCUUUAAUGAAGUUAUAAUAGAGGAGGUUUAUGAAAAUAGCAAGCCUAAGCACGUGACUUUGAAUAAUCUUUUAAUAGAAUUAAGUGAGAUACAAGAGGAAAGUAAUGAUAUUUUACAUAUAGAUUUGAGCUAUGUGACUUUUAAAUGUCCACCUUUAUUUAAAGAAGAUAAGUAUAUGCAUCGCUUGUUAUUGGGCUACUAUAACAGGAAAAAUGGCUCUCUAGAUAAAUUAAAAAUAGAAGGCUUUUCUCUAACAGAUAAGGAUUCUGGGGUUUUUUCCUUCAGUGAAUUGCUACGCAGUAUAAAUAAUCUCUGUCUUGAGAAUACAGUGGUUUCUAUCGAUUUACUAAGGGCUAUUUCUGAGAUGAAGAAUCUUCAAGUUUUAGAGCUUGGAAAACAAACUAAAAUACUAGAAGACAGUACGCCUGAACUAAAUUUGUCAAAUAUUCAGAAACUAUACAUGCAUGAUAUAGACAGCACGAGUGCACAGAAAAUUCUUCAAUCAUUGGGCCCAAGAGAUAAAUAUUUAGAGCUUUAUAUAAGAAGCAUUAAUUUUAUUCCAAGCUCUAUUAUUAAUAACAUAAAGUGUCUAGACAAGAUUAAAAUAUUUGACCUUAGUAAUACUACCAUUGAAAAGGAGCCGGAUUUCGGAUUCUUAGAAAAAAUGAAGAGCCUACAUACUCUUAAACUAUACAAAAUUAUGUACUCAUCUACAGAAGAACUAAAUGAAGAAAACAUAAACGAAAUACAAGAAAAAGUAGACCUUUUAAAUCCUACUUUGCAACAACUAGAUGAGAAAAAUGAUUUACCGAAUAAUGGAGUAUCACUCUUGGCAGAAAACAACAUGAAAAUAGGAGCACAACUAACUGCAUCGCGUAUUUGUGUUGAUGGAAAGUUAUACAAUGACUUAGGACUAAGCAAACUAAAGGUUAAAGAGCAUGCUAAUAUAGACAUAAUUUUUUACAUUCUUAUACAAGAUGGAUAUAGGUUUUUUCCAUAUAAUAUAAUGUUCAGCAUUGAUAAGAAAACUAAAAUAGUCGAGAUAAAACCAGGUUCAGACAUAGAAGCUUGCGAGGCAAUUACUAAUGCACUUCAGGGCAUACCUUAUCCAUUCACAGAGUGUUCAGAUGUAGAAACUAUAUGUAUGCGUAUGAGGAGUAGUGGAAAAGUCAAAGCUGGCUUUGCAGAUAUGUUUUUAAGUAAAAUAUUUGAGUACUCUGGGGAUACAAACACUGUGAAGAAUAUAUGUAUUGAAUCAAAUAAGUUAUACGAAAUGAGUAAAGAUUCUUUUGAAAUGUUUAGCGAGAAGUUUAAAGAAGUUUUGAGAUUAGAAUUAAAGAACAUAUCUCUAACUGUAUCAGAGAAGUUCAAAGAAAAUACUGAAACUGGCUUAGAUAAACAAACAGGCACAUCUUAUGAAAAAGUCAAUGAUUCUACCAAAGACUAUUUAUUUGAAAGAAAAUCUAAGACUGACAAGUUUGAAAUGGUAGAACCGAAAUAG